GUGAGCGCAACCGUAGUCUACACAAGUCCUCGUGCAGCUGUUGUUGCACGCUGUUGCGUCGCUUCAUGUAUCCACAGUUGCGCAGAGAUUAAACAUUAGUUCUUGUGACGGCUCCGCUACAGUAACAAACUGGGAUUACAACAAUCGAAAUAUUUCUAAUAGGAAAUUUGACAUAGAGGAAAAUAGCCUAUAAUUCAUUAACGGAUUUUUUUGCAGUUUGCACAAAUAAUUUUACUGCAGAUUCCAGGAUGGGAUCCCCCGCAAAAUCUGACGAAAAGACCAUGGAAUCAAUCAACAACAACAGCCACAAAUCCAAUUUUUCACAUUGUUUAGGCGGGCUGCCAACCGUAUUUUGCGUCAUGUUGUCGGUGUGUUCUAUGGCGUUUUGUUUUUUGGUAAACUUCAGGACAUCUCACCUGGAGUACAGAGUGCAGACUUUGGAGAUGGAGAGAAUGUCCCUGAUCCCUUCCGAUGAGAAUGGAACAGUACCUGGUCUUCAGGAUAUCAUUGAAAAACUAGUGCACGAGAGACUGACCAAAGCACUGCCCAAACUUCGCACUGCCAGGGAUGUCAUUCAAGAGUGCUCCUGUCCUCCAGGGCCUCCAGGAAAACGGGGAAGGAUGGGAAGACGAGGCGACUCUGGAUCUCCAGGAACGCCUGGACGGGAUGGUUACCCGGGCCCACUUGGGAUGGAUGGGAAGCCUGGUGGUCCUGGUCCUGUGGGAAGCCAGGGACUUUCUGGGCCAAAAGGAGAAAAGGGAGACCAAGGAGAUAUGGGGCCCAGGAUGGUCUUCACUCGCUUUGCCCACGGCUUUCUCUCUGGCGACCAGCACACAUUUCACAAACGCCUCCUGAAGGGUGACCAGGGUCAGGCUGGCCCCCCUGGACCCCCGGGCCCCCUUGGAUCACCAGGGCCCAGAGGACCCCCUGGGAACACAGGGAAGGAUGGGCCCAGAGGACCCCCUGGAGAGCAGGGUCCACCUGGUCAAGAUGGAAUCGAUGGAUUGGAGGGACUGAUGGGUCCUCCUGGACAGAAGGGUGAGGAUGGACAGCAGGGCAUGCCUGGAUCGCAGGGGUCUCUGGGGUUAAAGGGCUUACCAGGAGAGAAGGCUGUUCCUGGCUCCUAUGACAACAUUGGCCUUGGCCAAGUCAUUCAGGGUCCCCCAGGGCCACCAGGGCCCCCAGGAGGUCAAGGGUCAAAGGGAGAGUCAGGCUCACCUGGUGCACCUGGAGCUGAUGGGGAUAAGGGAGCCAAAGGGGAUCAAGGUGAUGAUGGGAUGCCUGGAGUGGCAGGGGAGAAGGGAGAGCGAGGCCUGAUGGGCCAAACUGGGCUUGCAGGAGCUGACGGAAAAAAAGGAGAGGGAGGGGAUUCAAGGUUUGAGGACAGUCUGGCCCAGAGGAUCUCUAUCCCAGGCCCUCCAGGGCCUCCCGGGCCCCAGGGUUUCAUGGGACUUGAUGGAAGGCCUGGCCCCAAGGGGGAACCAGGUGAGGGAGUGAAAGGAGAUAAGGGGGAUGCAGGUGACAAAGGUCCUCCUGGGUUAAGGGGCACCCAGGGUCUUCCAGGUUCUACAGGAUUGGUUGGUCUUCCUGGCACCAAAGGGGGAAAGGGAGAGCAAGGAUUGCCGGGAUUAGAUGGUUUCCCCGGGCUGAUGGGACAAAAGGGGGAGAGAGGGGGCAGAGGAGACAAGGGCGACAGGGGGGUGCUGGGAAAGAAGGGACUGAAGGGACAGAAGGGCGAACAAGGCCCCCCUGGACUGGACCAGCCCUGUCCUGUGGGCACCAAUGGGGGUAAAGAACACCCUGGGGAGGCGGGGCAACACUCAGGCGCCCCUUGCCCCCUGGGGCGGGAUGGAUUACCCAUACCUGGAUGUUGGCAUAAGUGAUGACACCUGGGACAUGGGAUCUGUACAUAUCGAUAUAUAUUUUUCAAAUAAAACUCAAGUGUUGUUUUUUUGUUGCCAAUUCUAAUUUAAUAUAUUGAGUUUUUCGUAUUGGAAUUUAGAUUGUGGGUCUAUCACAAUCAAUAUUUUUUACUUUUUGCAUAUCAAAAGAAAACUAGUUUUUUUAGUUUAGAGAUUACUUAGAAGAAGGAUAUCAUGCACACAAAGAGGGGAGACUGGUGACAAACGGAAAGCAGCAGCAAAUGCACUCAACACCUACCGAAUGGACAAAUGUUGCUGCUUUUAUCUAUACGGGGAGAAAUAAAUAAUUGAUUCUGACUAACAGGCUCACUAGUGUUCCCUUAUUGGAGUGUACAACUCAGCCUGCACCUUGCAAACAAAUCUACCCCAUCAUUCCUGUGAUCGCUGUUUGCUUUGAAAGGACCAGUCCUCACGGCAGGGACCCAAUGCCAGGUGCCUAUCCCAAACUUAGGAGAGAGGUAUGGGGAGGCUCAGAGGAUGGCCCUCACAGUGGAAUAGGAGCCACACAGACUGACUGCGCUGGACAGAGACAGAUGGCUAGACCAGCAUGGAGGAAAUAUGGCUUUCACUCUUCAGCUGCAAUCCUAACUGGUACUGGAGGGACUUAAACACCAGAUCCCUCACAACAAAUUACAGACACACACUAGCUUAGAUUAAUGGAUUUAUUUCAAGUAGUUCUAAAUCCCUUAGCAGUGUGUUAUCCAUUACAUGAGGUUGUGUGUUUUUGUCAUGUGUGUAAAAACUAAUCAGAUCUGAAAUGAACAAAUGUUUUAAUACCAUGAUCUUUCGAUGGCUUUUUAGAUUUAACCUUUGUAGUCGUUUUCUUAAAUGUGUUUAAUGUUUAGAUCAAUAUUGGUUUAAAAUGUUUUAGAAUGUUUAUAAUGGUUUCAAAGUUGUUGCAUCAAAUGCUUUCUCAUUCCUCUGAGUGCUCUAACCAGUUAAUUGACACAGAACACUGUAAAACUUUGUAGAUACAUAUUAUGAGAUAUUCCUGUGUGUAGGUUUUGUGGAAAUUCCUUGGAUCUUUCUUAUAUUCAAGUUGCAUUGCCCCUGAAAAAAGUUAGUGAUAAACUGAAUGAUAGCAAGCCUAAAAAAGGUUAAGGACUUUUUACAUCUGACAUCAAGUUAGAAAGAAAAUACAUAUUUUCAAACCUACCAGACGGGGUUAUUGGUCUAAUUAUUGUUUGUUCUAGGAACAUGCAGUAUUUAAGUUGUCGGUCAUAUUAAAUACUAUUUCAAAUGCA
This is a messenger RNA of Salvelinus fontinalis (brook trout), 3166 nucleotides long. RefSeq names its product collagen alpha-1(XXIII) chain-like. The coding region runs from base 249 to 1883 and encodes 544 amino acids. The transcript is spliced from 29 exons. The record is from RefSeq and is a predicted model, not a curated record. Lineage: Eukaryota; Metazoa; Chordata; Actinopteri; Salmoniformes; Salmonidae.